AUUAGCUCCAAGCUUCCCAGCGGUAGUCUUAAAUUAAAUUCGGUCGCGUUCACAGCACUUGAAUUGCUGGUUUGAGCAGCUAGCAAUACUGGCUCACAAGUUUGUCUGGCAUCCGUAGGAAAGAUUUAAAAAGCGCUAAUCAACCGCAGUGCGGCUUUUUGACCGAAAGUCAAGGUUAUCACAACUUCAGAAGCCGAGAUCAAUAUGGAUAAACAUCUCGAAUUGGCUGUUUUAGGCCUGGUUUUACUUUCAUGUGUGUAUGCUCUUCCCCAGGGUGCUUCAAAUGUGGAUAAAAACAUUAUGGAUAUCUUUAACACAAGUCCAAGCAUACCAAAUCAGUCGCAACGCCAGAACGGGUUCGCUGAGGUCGUUACACCCGUUCCCAUAGAUCCUUCGAGUCCGGUGAUUGAUUUCACAUCAGUCAGCGGCAAGACGUCAACUUGUAAUUGUGUGCCCUACUACAUGUGCGAUCCCUCGACGAAUAGCAUUACUGAAGACGAGUCGUUUGAUGGGUUUGGAAAGAUUGAUAUUCGCUUCGGCGACAACGACCCCAUUUGCCCCGCAUCUAUAGAUGUUUGCUGUGAAGGCAAUCGCACACGCGAUGUGGUCUUGAACCCAACGCCCCUGGAUAAGAGACCGAACCAACCGCGAGGCUGUGGAAUUCGAAAUGUUGGUGGACUGGACUUCGAGCUAACUGGCGCCACACAGAAUGAAGCCGGUUUUGGCGAGUUUCCAUGGACUGUAGCCUUGUUGCACACCGGCAAUUUUAGCUACUUCUGCACCGGUUCGCUCAUCCAUCCCCAGGUGGUGCUGACUGCUGUGCACUGUUUAACAACACAUGCACCGGGUAGUUUCAUGGUACGAGCUGGUGAGUGGGAUACACAAACGACCAGGGAACGUCUACCAUAUCAAGAGCAAACGGUACAGCGAAUCAUAACACAUCCUCGAUUCAAUAGCAGGAACGUAGCCAAUGAUUUUGCACUCGUUAUACUUUCUCAAGAAUUCACACUGGAUGAUCACAUCAGAGUGGUUUGCCUGCCCGAACACGGCACCAAUCCUGUACCGCAGACCACCUGCUUCUCCACCGGUUGGGGCAAGGAUGUCUUUGGCGUUGCUGGCAAAUUCAGUGUUAUCAUGAAACGAAAGCCGUUGCCAGUGGUUGAAUUCAAUAGCUGCCAGGCACAGCUGCGAAAUACGCGACUUGGACCUAAAUUCGUUUUGGAUCGGUCUUUCAUGUGCGCUGGCGGACAGCUAGAUGUGGAUACCUGUCAAGGCGAUGGCGGCGCACCGCUUGUAUGUCCAAUUGGAUUACCAUCUGAGAAUCGAUACCAGCAGAAUGGCAUUGUGGCCUGGGGUAUUGGAUGCAAUCAACCAGUGCCAGCUGCCUACGCUAAUGUUGGCGUCGCUCGUGAUUGGAUCGACCAGCAAAUGCUGGCCAAUGGCUUCGGUACUAAUACAUAUACACCCUAAAUUGGAUUGCAUUUAGAUUGUGUUAAGCUAUGGAAUUAAAUGAUAUGAUAUGAUGAUGAUUAAUAAUAAAUACCGACAAUGCAUACAGCUCACAA
Messenger RNA from Drosophila grimshawi, 1565 nucleotides. RefSeq names its product phenoloxidase-activating factor 2. The coding region runs from base 205 to 1470 and encodes 421 amino acids. Gene Ontology annotation, molecular function: serine-type endopeptidase activity. NCBI's taxonomy places the organism in Eukaryota, Metazoa, Arthropoda, Insecta, Diptera, Drosophilidae. The transcript is spliced from 2 exons. Gene Ontology annotation, biological process: proteolysis. The record is from RefSeq and is a predicted model, not a curated record.